CUAAUAAGAAUAUCCAUAUAUAUUAGUAAAAUCAAACUUAUCUGAUUCAUUUAAAAUACUUUUAUAUAUCUCGUAAAUAAUAAAUGAUAUUAACAAAACACGAGGUGUCUAUAUUGUAAAUAAGUGUUUCAUUUAAAAUUAAUUCUAAUUUUUGUAAGACAUGUCCGAAAAAGUAUUGGUGAUCGGGAGCGGUGGUCGGGAGCAUGCUAUUUGUUGGAAACUAGCUCAAUCUCAGCUAGUAAAACAAAUAUAUUGUGCGCCCGGUAGUGUCGGUAUAUCAUCAACAAAAGACAACGUUACGAGUGUCGAUUUAAAUAUCAAAGAUUACCCUGCUUUGGUAACUUGGUGCAAAGAAAACUCCAUCGAUUUAGUUGUAGUCGGACCUGAAGAUCCUCUAGCAGAUGGCAUCGUGGAUGCGUUAACACCACAUGGUAUCAAAUGCUUCGGUCCCACGAAAGCUGGCGCUGAAAUAGAAGCUAAUAAGGAUUGGUCCAAGAAAUUCAUGAGCAAAUAUCAGAUUCCUACAGCGAAGUAUCAAUCGUUUAGUGAAGCGAAGCCUGCGAAGGAAUUCAUUAAUAAUGCAAAAUUCCCAGCUCUAGUAGUGAAGGCUUCAGGCCUAGCAGCUGGCAAAGGUGUAGUAGUAGCUUCCACCAAGGAAGAAGCAUGCAAUGCCGUCGAUGAAAUACUGACCGAAGCGAAAUAUGGCAAAGCGGGUCAGACCGUGGUCAUUGAAGAACUGCUGGAAGGUGAAGAAGUGUCGGUACUGGCCUUCACUGAUGGUGAAACCGUAUCAAUGAUGCCACCAGCACAAGAUCACAAACGCAUUGGUGAUGGGGACACUGGACCCAAUACGGGAGGUAUGGGAGCCUACUCCCCCUGUCCUCUGAUCACGCCAGAACAGCUAGCUGAUGUUAAGGACCAAGUAUUGCAACGCGCUGUUGACGGCUUAAAAGCUGAGGGCAUCAAAUAUGUUGGUGUGCUGUACGCUGGCAUGAUGGUGACCAAAGCUGGGCCCAUGACCCUCGAGUUCAAUUGCCGUUUUGGAGACCCCGAGACACAAGUUUUGAUGUUGCUCUUGGAAACCGAUCUGUAUCGUAUUAUGAAGGCCUGUGUUACCGGUACUCUGAAAGAAGUACCAGUUAAGUGGAACACUAAUACAUCAGUUGUCGGUGUCGUCAUCGCUUCCAAAGGAUACCCUGAAACGUCGACGAAGGGCUGCGUCAUAAGCGGGCUGUCGCAGGUGCCGAAGGAGGGCGUGGUGGUGUUCCACAGCGGCGUGGCGCGCGGCGCCAACGGCUCGCUGGUGACGGCGGGCGGGCGCGUGCUGCUGGUGGCGGCGCGCACCAACUCGCUGCGCAACGCCGCCACGCUGGCCACCAACGUGGCCGCCGGCAUCGACUUCCCCGGCGCGCAGUUCCGCAAGGACAUCGCCCGCCGGGCCUUCUCCAAGGUCAACGGUCUCUCAUACCUCGAAAGUGGAGUAGAUAUCGACGCAGCUGCCAACUUGAUCCGUCUCAUCGAGCCGCUGGCGACUGGCACUCACCGCCCAGGAGUGCUCGGCCGGCUGGGCUGCUACAGUGGACUGUUCCAGCUCUCCGCUAUGGACCCUAGUUUGAAGGACCCCGUUUUAGUUCAAGGGACGGAUGGAGUCGGAACUAAACUUAAGGUGGCAGAGAUUAUGCAGAAGUACGACACCAUAGGUCAGGACCUGGUGGCCAUGUGUGUGAACGACAUCCUGUGCGCCGGAGCGGAGCCCUUCGCCUUCCUCGACUACCUGGCGUGCGGGAGACUGCAGCUCACUGUGUCCGCCACCAUCGUCAAGGGUAUCGCCGACGCUUGCAGUCUGGCGGGCUGCGCUCUACUCGGCGGCGAGACGGCGGAGAUGCCGUCCAUGUACGACGUGGGCAAGUACGACCUGGCGGGCUUCGCGGUGGGCGUGGUGGACAACCUGAAGCAGCUGCCGCGCAGCAAGCACAUCCGCGCCGGCGACGCCGUGCUGGCGCUGGCCUCGUCCGGCGCGCACAGCAACGGCUACAGCCUCGUGCAGAAGAUCAUGGCCGAGACGGGCCACAGCUUCCACGAAAAAGCUCCCUUCAGUACAACGAACAAGUCGUUCGGUGAAGAGUUUCUCGAGCCGACUGCUAUUUACGUAAAAGCACUGCUGCCGGCCAUUAAGAAAGACCUCAUCAAGGGUUUGGCGCAUAUCACCGGUGGGGGAAUAUUGGAGAACAUACCGAGAAUUUUGCCGCCCGGUAUCAAAGUUAAAUUGGACGCUACGAAAUUUGACAUAAAGCCUAUUUUUGGAUGGCUCCAAGCUAAAGGUCGCGUGUCGGACUUCGAGAUGCUGCGUACAUUCAACUGCGGAGUGGGGAUGGUGGUGAUCGCGGAGCCGCUCUACGUGCCGGAGCUACUGGCAGGGGGACAGUUGAGGGUUGUCGGCACGGUGCAGAACAUGGGACGGGAAGGUGGUCACCAAGUGGUCGUGGACAACUUUAAGCAGGCCAUGGAACCGUUAAUCGCUCCGUACUUGGCGGACAAGGCAAUUCCACACAAGCCUCUCUCGUACAAGGACAGCGGAGUCGAUAUCGAAGCUGGCGACUCCUUGGUGUCCUUGAUCAAACCUCUGGCUAGAUCAACAUCGCGUUCAGGGGUGCUGGGCGGUCUCGGUGGUUUCGGAGGUUGCUUCCAACUAAAAGCCGUCGAACAAGAUUAUAAGGACCCCGUGCUGGUGCUGGCGGCGGACGGCGUGGGCACGAAGCUGAAGGUGGCGCAGCGCAUCAACAAGCACGACACCAUCGGCGUGGACCUGGUGGCCAUGUGCGUCAACGACAUCCUGUGCAACGGCGCCGCGCCGCUCACGUUCCUGGACUACUUCGCGUGCGGCGCGCUGGACGUGGCCGUCGCCAAGAGCGUGGUGGCCGGCGUGGCCGAGGGCUGCCGCCAGGCCUCCGCCGCGCUCAUCGGCGGCGAGACGGCGGAGAUGCCGGGCAUGUACGCGGCCGGCGCCUACGACAUCGCGGGCUUCGCGCUGGGCGCCGUGGAGCGCGAGCACGUGCUGCCGCGCAUCAACCACGUCUCGGUCGGAGACAUUGUAAUCGGUCUGUCGUCCAACGGCGUGCACAGCAACGGAUUCAGUCUCAUACACAGCCUGAUGCAAAAGUCGGGUCUCACGCUGGAGGACAAAGCGCCCUUCAGUGUAGAGGGACUCACUUUGGGCGAGGAGUUAAUAAAGCCGACCCGCAUCUACGUGAAGAGCGUGCUGCCGGCCCUGCAGCGCGGCGUGGUGAAGGCCGUGGCGCACAUCACGGGCGGCGGGCUGCUGGAGAACAUCCCGCGCGUCAUCCCCGACAACGUGCGCGCGCGCCUCAACGCGCACUGGUGGAACGUGCACCCCGUGUUCGCUUGGAUAGCCGACACGGGGGCGGUGAAGGACGAUGAGAUGCUUCGUACAUUCAAUUGCGGUAUCGGGAUGGUGUUGAUCGUGUCGCCGGAGAACCAAGCUGAGGUGAUGAACAUAACGCGCUCGCACGGCGCGCUGGUGAUCGGCUCGCUGCAGGCGCGCCCGCCCGGCGGCGCGCGCGUGCUCGUCGACAACUUCGCGUCCGCGCUCGACUUCACGCGCCGCAUGCCGCUGCUGCCCAUGAGGAAGGUGGCGGUGCUGGUGUCGGGCACGGGCAGCAACCUGCAGGCGCUGCUGGACAGCACGCGCGAACCGGCGCAGUGCAUGUGCGCGGAGGUGGCGCUCGUCGUGAGCAACAAGGCGGACGCGCCCGCGCUGCAGCGCGCGCAGCGGGCCGGCGUGCCCACGCUGGUGCUCAACCACAAGGACUACGAAUCUCGCGAGGAUUUCGACCGUGCGAUCACCGCGGCGCUCGAGCAGCACAAGAUCGACAUCGUGUGCCUCGCUGGCUUCAUGAGGAUACUCUCCGCUGAGUUUGUACAGAAGUGGAAGGGCCGUCUCAUUAACAUUCACCCGUCUCUGCUGCCGAGACAUCCGGGCCUCCACGCGCAGCGACAGUGCCUGCAGGCCGGCGACCGGGAGUCCGGUUGUACCGUGCACUUCGUCGAUGAGGGCAUGGACACGGGGCCCGUUAUAGUGCAGGAGCGCGUGCCCGUGCUGGAGAACGACACGGAGCAGUCGCUGAGCGCGCGCAUCCUGGAGGCGGAGCACCGCGCCUACCCGCGCGCGCUGCGCCUCGUCGCCACGGGCCGCGUGCGCCUCGCCGCGCACGGGCUCAUCUGGCACACCUAGGCCGACGCAGGCCGAAGCAGGCC
Vanessa atalanta (red admiral) is the source of this 4275-nucleotide messenger RNA. RefSeq names its product trifunctional purine biosynthetic protein adenosine-3 (gene Gart). Gene Ontology annotation, molecular function: metal ion binding; phosphoribosylformylglycinamidine cyclo-ligase activity; phosphoribosylglycinamide formyltransferase activity. The record is from RefSeq and is a predicted model, not a curated record. The transcript has 24 exons. NCBI's taxonomy places the organism in Eukaryota, Metazoa, Arthropoda, Insecta, Lepidoptera, Nymphalidae. Gene Ontology annotation, cellular component: cytosol. Gene Ontology annotation, biological process: adenine biosynthetic process; 'de novo' IMP biosynthetic process. The coding region runs from base 161 to 4252 and encodes 1363 amino acids.